AUGGAUUCUGUGGAAAAAAAGGCGUUGGUCUCGCUCAAGACCUGGUACGCACAUCUGCGCCCGAACACUGUAGACAUUGUCGGCGACUUUGCCGGCAAGGAGCUUUUUCUCAUCCAUGGCGAGUCUCUUCUUCGGCACUGCCUCGACGAGGUAGACUUCCACGAUAAUUUCCAGCUCCUGCACGCUGUCUGGGCCGUCGAGGACUUCUUGAGCAAGCUGUGCAAGAGGGGAUGCAACUUCGACAUCAUCUUCUUCAGCAACACGGAGCUUCUCUGUGCACCCAAUACCUGCAGACCUCAGGACAGAUACAAAUACCAGCUUGCUCGGACACUGCUCAUCCAGCACUUGAAGAAGAUCUUCUUGGCUGUGUUCGAUGGUACGCGGCACGUAUACGAGUACAGCGAUAUGAGCGACCCGGGCUUUGAAGAGUACAUCAAGACGCACACGGUUCACUUCGUUAUAUGUCACGAAGGUGUUGGCGAGGAUGACGAGGCUUCCAUCUCUCUCCGCUUGCUGAUUUACCAGUUCGUACGAUCGCAAAAGAAUGUUGCGAUUAUCAACUCUGUCGAGUUUCGAAGCUCCAAGGCAUUCUUCCCAAUGAUAAGUGGAACUACGAGCCGCACUCCGAGCUUGAAGUUGAAGAUAAAGGACGACGAGGUUUGUGAGUUGACAGAGUCCAUUUUCGAGAGGCUUCCUGAUAAGAUCGACCGCUUGCCAUCUGAGCAUGGCAACUUCACUCUUCGAAUGGCUGUCAGUGUUGCUAUCUGCCAGGCCUUACGAGUCCAUGCAGAAGACAAUAGAGAAGAAGUGGAUGAGCGUAUCAGCGCCUUCAUGCUACACCUGGCCAUCUUACAUGUAUGCAGUCUUCUAGAUCGCCAGAUUGAAUCGCAGACACCAAACCUGCCAGGCGACGUAGACUUUCUCCGCUCGUUCUGUGAGACGGCCCAUCUGAUGGUAUUGAAACGGCAUGCCAUCUACGACAGCUGCGAAGCCACUAGUCUCCAGUGGGACCUCUACGAUCUGGUAGAUGGGCGAGUGUUUUUCUACGUCCUGGGGAGGUUGAGACAAAAGCAACCCUUCCCGGAGAACGUCCUGAAAUUGGCCAGUGCAUUGCUGCAACUGGUGUUGGAUAAGGAAACCUCUCCUCUGGACCACCUCUACGCAACUUCUGCGACGACAGUAGUCGAUACUUCUCAACAGAAGCAGCCUGAAACGAGCGUGUUGGAGUUCAGCCACCCGGCACUCGACGACUUCCUAAGCGACAUCAACCUUAAGAUAGCCCCUGAGACCCGAGACCCGACUGCAGACGUUGUCUUUGAGGACCUGACGCACUGGCACAAUGCACGUAAAAGGCUCGUUCUGCCCAAGAUGCCCUCGAGAGUCGGCUUCUUUGGCAGAAAGCGGCAGCAGAAGAUGAUGGCCGACAUGACGGCGUACUCUGCCAGCUUAACAAACGCACAGGGGAAGUCCCUCGAGCCAGAGAUCAUCAUUGCAGCCUCGAAGAAGCCCAAGUCAUCGAACAACAGGAAGAACAACAAUUCGGUGCCGCAGGGCAAUUGGAAGAAGGCUCCCGGGGGCAGGGCAAAUGCUCUCAAAGCCGCGGCUGAGUGCCGGGAACUCAAAAUUAUGAAGAAACAGAAAGACGAGGCUAGGUACUGGGACAAGGAGUGCUCCGUGUAUGAAAAAGACCCUGACUUGGUGAGCCGCUACUGGAAAGCCUUGAAAUUUGCCCAGAGCAAGUCAUCGGGGGAGGGCACGAAGGCUCUGGUUUCCGAGGUCGACGUGUACAUGUGCAAUGUGCUGUGCAAGAUCUGGAGCAGGGAAGAGAUGAGCAGGAACUUGUCCGCAACUCACCACCGGGGAUACUACAUCAUCGCAAUGUUGUGGAACUGUAUGCGCAAGUGUUCCAACAAUCAGUCUCUCACGCCCGAAGUGGCGGAUGCUCUCACGCGGCUGAACAAGCAUCUAAAGAUGCCCUCUUUGCCCUUCCCCUUUUCCACCCCCAGCAGAAGCUUGCCUUUCAGAUUUGAUCUGGAGGCGCUGAGGGCAAUGAAGGAACUUCAGGUUGAUGCCCAAGCCCUGCAGCUGGAAUACGCUGGCCCGUACAUGGACCGGCGGUUCGAUUCUCGACCAGAUGAUCGUGUUCAAUUUGAACCCGACGCGUGGCAGAGACAAGUGCUGGACUCCAUUGACGAGGACGACAGCUUGAUCGUCGUGGCGCCGACCUCCGCCGGCAAAACCUUCAUAUCAUUCUACGCAAUGAAGAAGAUUCUGGAGUCUGACGACGAUUCGGUCAUCGUCUACGUAGCCCCAACCAAGGCCCUGGUCAAUCAGAUUGCCGCCGAGAUCAAUGCACGCUUCUCAAAGGACUACAGCAAGUCAAAGGUGUCGACCAAAUCAGUCUGGGCAAUUCACACAAGAGACUAUCGGGUCAACACCCCCACAGAAUGCCAGAUAUUGGUCACAGUGCCUCAAAUGUUGCAAAUCAUGCUCCUCUCACCCGUUAACGCGACCGGCACAAGGGCUUGGUCGAAGAGAGUGAAGCGGAUCAUCUUUGAUGAAGUUCACUGUAUCGGUCAGAAUGAAGACGGCGUGGUCUGGGAGCAGCUCCUGCUGCUGGCCCCAUGCCCCAUCAUUGCGCUGUCCGCUACGAUUGGGAAUCCAGGAGAGUUUCAAGAUUGGCUUCAGGCAACCCAAGUGAAAAAGGGGCGCAGGAUGAAGCUUGUCGUCCAUGAUGUCCGUUACUCAGAUUUGAGGAAGUUCAUUUACAAGCCGUCCAAGGACUUUUCUUUCCAGGGCUUACGGAAGAUACGAAAAUUGCCAGUUCCGGGUUUGGACGAAGGUCCACAGCUCUGCCAGAAUCUGAAGUUCAUCCAUCCUAUUGCGGCGCUCAUUGAUCGUAACAGAGGUGCCCUCGGCGACCUCAGUCUCGAGGCAAGGGACUGCUUUAUCCUGUGGAGGGAACUAAGCGAGACUCUCUCCCAUGAUGAUAUGCGAAAAUACGAGAUUGACGGUCCGGCAAAAGCCUUGCCGACUAUCAUCACCAAGUCCGACGUGAGAAAGUGGGAAGAGAGCCUCAAGUCAAGACUUUUGCACCUAAUUCAGCAAGAUUCAUCGGCUUUCGAAAGGCUCAAGAAUAAGCUAGGACAGGCUUUGGAGGUAGAGCGGAGCAUCCAGAAUGCAGUAACAGUAUCCGGUGGACCUCCGAAUCAUAAGGAGGCAUUGUUUCCAUUGGCCUGCGAUUUGCAUGAACAAGAUGCCUUGCCGGCUCUGGCAUUCAGCUAUGACCGAACAGAAUGCGAAAAACAAGUACAACAUGUCGUUCGGAAGCUAGAAGAGGCAGAGAAUCUCUGGAAAGAGUCAAGCCCGGAAUGGAAGCGAACAAUGGAUCGCUACCAAGCAUGGCAACGAGGAAAUAAAAAGAAGUCAGGAAAUGAGUCUAAAAAGACCAAGGCUUCUCAGAAAUCAAAGAAUAAGGAUGGCGAUGCGGACAGAUUGUCAAAGAUGGAUAUUGUUCAGUCAGAGGCAAAUGUCGAGCUCAGCCCCUGGGAGAGUUUCGACCCAGAUGGCCCCUUGGACCAGUUUAGCUUCGCGGACAAGGUGAAACUGCAGCUUUCCGAGUUGAACGAACACCUGGGAAAACUGAAGGACGAAAACCUCAAACGUUGGAUGAUUGAGGCUCUCCGACGUGGAGUUGGUGUUCAUCACGCAGGUAUCAAUCGACGAUACAGACAAAUAGUUGAGAUUCUCUUCCGCAAGGGUUACCUCAGGCUCGUUGUCGCGACCGGCACACUGGCUCUCGGUAUCAACAUGCCCUGCAAGACUGUGGUCUUCAGCGGCGACUCGAUCUUCCUCACAGCUCAGAACUACCGACAGGCAUCCGGCCGAGCUGGCCGUAGAGGCUUCGACCUCUUGGGGAACGUGGUCUUCAACGGCAUCCCCAAAGAGCGUGUCUACGAGAUCAUGUCCUCCCGACUGCCUGACCUCCGCGGCCAGUUCUGCAUCUCAACAAGUCUCAUCCUCCGAUUAUUCGGUCUUCUCCAUGGGACGAACAACGGAGACGUUGCAGUCGACUCUAUGAACGCUCUUCUAUCCCAGACGCGGAUCUUUGCAGGAGGCCCAGAGGCAAAAGGAGCUGUAAAGCAUCACUUGCGGUUCUCCAUCGACUACCUACGACGGCAUCACCUGCUGUCGGCAACAGGAGCGCCCCUCAACUUCGCAGGAUUGAUAGGCCAUCUCUAUUUCACUGAGAACUCUGUCUUUGCGUUUCAUUCCCUUCUCAAAGGUGGGUAUUUCCACAAUCUUUGCGCCAGAAUCGACAUCAAUCGUGAAGAAGUCAUGCUCGAAAUGAUGCUCGUACUAAGCCACUUGUUCAAUCGCAUCCCCGUCAAGCGAAGCGACGCCUUCGUCGAAUCAUUACACAGAUCCUCUUCGGUCGUCUUCCUCCCACGCCUGCCGGCUUCAGCAGAGAAGCUACUACUGGAGCAUAACGCAGAGACACUGAAAAUCUUCAGAGGCUACGUAAGCUCCUACAUCUCCCAUAACCUCGCCGGCCAGCCGGACUGUACCCUCCCCUUCUCAGGGCGAGCCGUGGGGGCUGCGAAUACGCCCCGACAGCCUGUCUUCACCCCCGGCAAACCACCCGCCACGAUCCGGUCGCCGUUCGUCGCCCUCUCCGGGUUCGACGACACAUUCAAGUCGAUCCACGACCUCUGCUCCACCGUCCGCGGCGGCGUCUUCCUCGAGGAGUCGGCCAUACCUUACAUCCCCGUCUGGCCCCGCGAGACCGCCACGGAGCACAACGCCUACCUGUACGACUUCUACAAGCACGCCUCCAUGAGCGUCCUGGUGCGCGACAACCGCAUCAAGGACGGCGACGUGUGGUUCCUGCUCAAGGACUUCUCUUUGACUCUUGCGGCCAUCGUGUCCAGCCUCGAGGGCCUCGCGGGUAGCCAGGCGGGAGAUGAUGGCGAGGAUGGCAAGGAGCAAGGGUUCGACGAGCAUGAGUUUGGCGAGAACGAGGCCGAGGCCCGUGAAAUCAACAGGGAGCAGGCUACACAGUUACCGGCGAAGAAACCAAAGGCUGCAACGAAGGACAGCUGGGAUGAUAGUGACGAGGAGGACGAAGGGGGCGAGCUGAAGACUGCUUCUUCAGCACCGACGAUCUGGAACAAUGGUGAUGUGGACGCACCCGCAUGGCAACGGGAUGGUCAAGGGUUGGCCAACGUGUUGAAGGCCUUUGUAUGCCUACAAGAGGAUUUCACUGAGAAAUUCAAGCGAGAAUGGGCGUGA
Messenger RNA from Clonostachys rhizophaga, 5292 nucleotides. The record is from the annotation of a GenBank genome assembly. Lineage: Eukaryota; Fungi; Ascomycota; Sordariomycetes; Hypocreales; Bionectriaceae.